AUGGUAGAUGUCAUAUUGCACUGGUUUUCAGGUUUCGUUUCGUUUCAAAUCAACUUCCAAAAGGUCUUGAUCCUUAUUACCCUUCUAGCAUUCAUCUCAUCGUGGACGUACAAGCUCAAGGUUCUCAACAAGUAUUCGUUCCUUCCGAAGACACCUCAACUUACAAAGACAUUCAAGAACCAAGCUGCAUUCCGUGAUUUGAACCCCAACCUACUCCUGAAUUCCAAGCAUCUCUUCAGCAAUCAUGACCAUUUCAAUAAUUAUCUCGACGAGUUUCUCAGCGCGAUCAGAGUUUUCGGGUUCUUGGAGAAACCCGUUUUUCAUGAGUUGGCUCGACAUCUCCAAACACGUCGGUUAUUGGCAGGUGAUACGUUAAGCUUAGAUGAGGAUAAAUCGUUUUAUAUUGUUGUAGACGGAUCUGUCCAAGUCUUUGCUCAAACUUCUGAUCGAGCCCGUCCAGGCCAGAACCCUGGCUCACCAGCCGGCGACGCAUACAACGAUCGACUGGCGUAUGAUAAUGAAGAUGACAAUGGUUUUCAACUCUUGAAUGUUGUCGAAUCCGGUGGUACACUCAGCAGUCUUUUUACUAUCCUCAGCUUGUUGACCGAGGGCGUAAAGUUAAGAUACGAAGAAGAUGAAAGCCAGACCGAUGAACCAUUUUCGCCGCAUUUUGUCGACAGCUCCCCAAAGCAGUCCCAUGGAUCGCAUCAUCUGCCGACUACCUCAAGCACACCGGUUCCACCCGCCACAUCUUUACCCUCGGAAAUCGAAAAAAAUCACGGAGACCAGCAGGCUAUCAACUCCAUUGAGUCGGCCCGUGACGACCAAAGAAAAUUUCCUGAUUGGAAUAAAGAUAAUAAUGAGGAUGGCGCUGAUACAGAUGAUGAUGGACAGUCCGUGGAGACCAGUCGGAGAAGUACUUACACUUCAAAAACCGCCACUCGACAAUCGCCCAAUCGUCUUGCCUCACACCAAGGCUCUAGGAAAGACGCUUCACAAUUUCCUCCAGCGCCCGAGACUGGUAAUCAAUUGCCAGACAGAAACUGCGAUCACGGGUUCGACCGCAGAAACGAUCGCUAUGCUAGCUUCAGCCCACUUCCGCAGCACCAUGGAAGUCCCUAUGCCACAGAUCCAACCCCCAAGAAGUCGCGUGAACCCUACCCCAGGCAUAUCCGUGAUGACAUUUUCGAGAAUGCUCAACCCAAAGAAGCGACUAUAGCUAGAGCUACCAAAGAUACCACUUUGGCCGUCAUACCUUCGGAAGCAUUCAAACGAUUGACAUGGAAAUUUCCUAACGCUGUAGCGCACAUUGUCCAGGUCAUCCUGGCCCGUCUCCAGCGAGUAACUUUUUUAACGUCCCAUCGGUACUUGGGACUGACCAAAGAGCUACUACGAACCGAAAAAGCGUUCAACGAAAUUGCGUGUUAUCCACUUCCUCCAUCAUUUUAUGAAGAUGGUGGGAUGAUUCGACUACGACACCGGUUCAUGCCGAGUAGCAAGCUGGCCGACGAACCCUACGUUAAAGCUGGGGGUCACAUUAACUCAGAAUACAACGUGAAUUCAGCCUCCCGUUCCUCAAUGAAUGAGUUUUUCAAACAGAGCGCGGCCAAAAAUGAACCUCAGCAAUCAUGGAGUGACCUGUAUGUAGACAUUUCCAGAUCUACACCCCACCAUGGCGCUUGGAGUCCAGAUUCUAGUGGCGAACACUAUCCAAGGCGAAGGUCUCGACACCGAUAUAGCAAUCUUUCGCACGAUUUAUCUGCUCCAUUCCAGAUGCCUCUCUCUACGACAAAUCAUUUGCAUGAAGAUCUUGCGUUGCGAGAGCUGGUGAUGAAGAGCAUCGCCAAAUCGAUUGGUUUGGUUCAGCAACCACCCUCCAAAAACCGGGGGUCUCACAAAGGCUCAGCCAGUCACGUGCAUCCCUCGUCCCCGACUCCAUUCUCCAGUGCAUCGAGAGCAGGAUUCUCACCUGACCCAUCGCUCCAGGGUAGUGUCGGUGGUAAAUCAGCUCUUCGACCCGGAUUUCGGUCAGGAUUAGGUUCGUUAUCGUAUCUCAAGACAUUGGGAGAUUCAUCGCGUGAAAGACGAGAUGAAUUUCAGGACACCGCUAGUAGCGUGGCGUCCUCCUCAGCAAUGCUGGACGAGGAAGAAGAGAAAGAAGAUUUGCCAAACGAGGUCGAGAUCAUGUAUUUCCCCAAAGAUAGUACGUUGGUCAAAGCCGGCGAACGGAACGCGGGCUUGUACUUCGUUAUCGAUGGCUUCCUCGAUGUGUUCAUGCCCCCUGAACAUGACAAGAUGAGCAAAAGUAACAUAAGCUCUGAGAAACCCGAAUUCAAGAAAGGACACCAACCACAAACAAGACCAGGAUCGAAAGGAAGAAAUGACUCCGGUGAUACCGAUUUCAGCCGUUUAAGCAGCGACCAUGCUAAAACCCAAAAAUCGAAGCCCACCAAAUCCACUCGAAAUCAGAGCAAAUCGACGGCUGUACCGAAGGCCUCCAACCAAAAGGCUCAACAAAAAACUGAGCCCAAAAAAGAGCAAACCAAAUUGUUCACUAUCAAGCCUGGCGGAAUCGCCGGAUACCUCGCUUCGAUCUCUGGCUUCCCUAGUUAUGUUGAUAUUCGGGCCAAAACUGAUGUUUACGUUGGGUUCUUGUCGGCUAAAGCCCUUGAGCGCAUAAUGGAUCGGAGACCAAUUGUAUUGCUGACCUUGGCCAAGAGAUUGAUCAGCUUAUUGUCCCCUUUGGUUCUUCAUAUCGACACAGCGUUGGAAUGGAUGGCCGUCGACGCUGGUCAGAUCAUAUAUCGCGAAGGAGAUAGCAGCGACAAUUUAUAUAUAGUCAUUGGUGGUCGAUUACGUUCUAUUUCUGAACAAAAUGACGGCGGGGUAGAAAUCUUAGCGGAGUAUGGACAAGGUGAAAGUAUUGGCGAGCUGGAUUGCAUUACGAACACGAGUCGAAAGUCGACAUUGCACGCAAUUCGCGAUAGCGAAUUGGUUCGAAUUCCCAUGACCUUGUUCAAUGCGAUUUCAAUCAGACAUCCCGCGAUCACCAUUCAAGUUUCGAGAUUGAUCGCGUCUCGAGUCCGCUGUGAGGUUGACGCUAGCAAGUCAAACUCUCUCAAGAGUCGAUUCCACGGGCCGGAUUACGCUGUUAGCAAGAAUCUGACGGGUACUGCUGGGGCAGAUGAACCUGGAAGAGGUUCGAUACGUGAUUUGGGGAUGAGCAACUUUAAUCUAAAGACCGUCGCAAUCAUUCCCAAUACCAAGGAGGUGCCGAUCGUCGAGUUUGCGACGAGACUCAAAGCCGCACUUAGCCAGAUGAAUGCAAGCACGAAGAUGUUGGACCAAUCUGCUAUUUUGUCGGUCCUCGGACGACACGCGUUUAGUCGAUUGGGGAAAUUGAAACUCACGGGAUGGCUUGCCGAACUGGAGCAGAAGUUUAGAAUCGUGCUAUACGUGGCAGAUACAGCCGUUAACGCUCCUUGGACCCAAACGUGCAUCAGACAAGCUGAUUAUAUCAUGGUAGUCUGUGAUGGAGGAAGUCAGCCUGAAAUUGGGGAAUACGAACGACUUUUGAGUGGUAUGAAAAUAACUGCUCGAAAGGAGUUGGUCCUUCUCCACCCCGAUCGCAAUGUGCCUGCAGGUUCUACGCGGCCUUGGCUCAAAAACAGGCCUUGGUUACACGCCCACCAUCACGUUGAAAUGGCCGGCGCCACGCCUUUGAACAACAAUCAUCUCGAUGAGCUCCUCCCACUGACAGCGCUGAGACAACUGAAAAGACGAGUUCAGACGCGACUAUCGAAAUAUCGAGGCUAUCAGAUGCCCAGUGAAUUCCAGAUUAUCAAACGAGGGUUGGCAACCAACGACUUUGCAAGACUAGCGAGACGACUAUGCGGGAAAUCGAUCGCAGUCGUCUUGGGAGGUGGCGGAGCGAGAGGGAUCAGCCAUAUCGGAGUCAUCAAAGCCUUGACAGAAAAUAAUAUCCCGAUUGAUAUGAUUGGCGGCACUUCGAUCGGUUCCUUUAUUGGCGGUUUAUAUGCAAGAAACUCCGACUUGAUCUCUACUCUGGGAAGAGCCAAGACCUUUAGCGCCAGGAUUGCUACGUAUUGGCGAUUAUUGACCGAUUUGACAUAUCCUGUCGUCGCAUAUACUACUGGCCAUGAGUUCAAUCGGGGUAUUUACAAAUCAUUUUAUGAUUACCAUAUUGAGGAUUUUUGGUUGCCAUUUUGGGCAAAUACGACUAAUAUCACUUGGUCCCGUAUGGAAGUACACACCACCGGAUAUGCAUGGAGGUAUAUCAGAGCUUCGAUGUCGUUGGCGGGGCUUUUACCACCUUUGUGUGAUGAUGGAGACAUGUUGGUUGAUGGAGGCUAUAUUGAUAACUUACCAGUCUCGGUAAUGCUUAGGAUGGGUGCAGAUUCAGUCUUUGCAGUAGAUGUCGGAUCGAUCGAUGAUACUUCCCCUCGGAACUUUCCUGAGUCGCUCUCUGGAUGGUGGUUGUUGAUCAGAAGAUUGAAUCCAUGGUCUUCGGCUUACCAAAUCCCAACCAUGACAGAUAUUCAAAGUCGUUUGACGUAUGUGUCGAGUGUAAAAACUUUGGAGGAUGCUAAAGCCACCCCCGGUGUGCUCUACAUGCGAAUGCCUGUGACUGAGUUCACAACCUUAGGAUUUGGCCGGUUCGAAGAGAUCCUCAAGAAAGGAUACGAGGCAGCCAAGGAGAUGUUGAAAGAGCUGGACUCGGAAGGGAAAUUACCGACCGGAUUGGAUGAUGGUACAAAUGGAUCUGAUUCGAUCAUCGGCAUACCGGGUCACGAGCCUUAUCACACCUCCAAGAAUGGUGGCAAUGGAUCCAUGUCAGAGAUUAGUAAAAGACAACGACUCAACGUCAGGCGCAAUAGUGUUUGA
This is a messenger RNA of Puccinia triticina, 4905 nucleotides long. RefSeq lists its product as uncharacterized. NCBI's taxonomy places the organism in Eukaryota, Fungi, Basidiomycota, Pucciniomycetes, Pucciniales, Pucciniaceae. The coding region runs from base 1 to 4905 and encodes 1634 amino acids. The record is from RefSeq and is a predicted model, not a curated record. The transcript is spliced from 14 exons. Gene Ontology annotation, biological process: phosphatidylcholine metabolic process. Gene Ontology annotation, molecular function: phosphatidylcholine lysophospholipase A1 activity. Gene Ontology annotation, cellular component: endoplasmic reticulum.